Molecule: messenger RNA, 567 nt
Organism: Prunus armeniaca (apricot)
Lineage: Eukaryota; Viridiplantae; Streptophyta; Magnoliopsida; Rosales; Rosaceae
Source: the annotation of a GenBank genome assembly
AUGGAAUCUGGGUUUGAACUUUGUUUCCCGGAGUCAGAGGUCUAUGCUGCACGGGGGGAUGCUCAUAAUCGAUUUAUGAAAGCGCAUUUUACCAACAGGGGUCACAUUACUUGCAAUGACUUAGAAAAUGCAUUCCUAAAGUCCGAAAGAGGAAGCGAGGACUUGUUCAAAUUGGGACUGCUGUAUUUUGUGGAGUUUGUGAUAAUGGAUUCUCUGUUGUUUGCUCCCGGGAAGAAAGAGAGUGAUGAAGUGAAUGAUGGGAAGGGAAAAGGACAUAAAAAAGGCAGAAACGCGCCUGUUAUACUGCGCCUCUUACGACCAAGUCAAUUGGAGAUGAGCCAACCAUAUUUGAGUUGGGGAUCAGAUGUUCCUGAAUGUGAUGCACCUAUUGUAGCUCCGCGAGUAUGUAAGGACCUUGAUGAGUUAAACUCUGUUGUGCAGCAGUUGAGGAAUGAGGUUGCAAUAUUGCACCGUGAGAAGGGUCAGCUAGAGGAGAGAGUUUUACACUUGGAAAAGUGUACCAGUCAUGCAGACGCGAGGAAGAAUGGGGAUGCUGGAGAGAGAUGA